AUGUCAGUCGACAAAGAGAAACAAUCAGACAUCAAGGUCCACACUUGCCCCAUUGAGGCUACCCAACCAGCGGCCAAUGCUCAGCAAGAUGUAGCCGGAGUCUUCAUAUCCAGCAUCGUCGCUCGCGACGACGCUGAUGAGCUUCUCGCUCCUCCAAGCCUAAAGGAGACGAAGGCUCUUCUUCGCAAGGCGGACCUCAUCAUUGUCACCUUGCUUCAGUUUGCACUCAGUUGGUCCCUCCAUUGUAUACAAAACGCUGACCAUACAGUGAUGGGCUCCGUCGACAAGGUUGCUAUCGGUUCAGCCGCAGUUCUGGGUAUGCGCAAGGAUGCCAAGCUGGUCGGUCAGGAGUAUGCUUGGACCUCGGCAAUCAUAUACUUUGGCGCUAUUGUGGCAAUUAUUCCCUCCCUUGUACUCAUGCAGCGUCUUCCGACCAACCUGUACAUCUCAACAAUGGUCCUCGCCUGGGGUGUGAUCACUUGCUGCCUUGUGCCAAGUCGCAACUUUGCAGACCUCAUGGGUGUUCGCCUGCUUCUCGGUCUCUUUGAGUCUGUUAUCUUUGCUGGGUUUGGACUUAUCAUCUCCAUGUGGUACACCCGAGAUGAGCAGCCUUUCCGUACCGCCAUUGUGUUCUCCACCCUGUCUUCGGUCAUGAACGGCCUCCUCGCCACAGCCUGUGUGCAGUACAAGGGGACUGCCCUCGCCCAGUGGCAGCUCCUCUUCCUCUUGGUCGGUCUCAUCACCAGUGCUUGGUCUCUUCUGAUGUUUUGGCUGCUUCCCGCAAACCCGACUACGGCAUGGUGGCUCACUAUGAGGCAACGUGUGAUUGCUACUCGUCGCAUGACUGAGAGCCGCACCGGCAUGGAGAACAAGACAUUCAAGGUCCACCAAGCAGUUGAAGCUCUGGUCGACCCAAAGACGUGGUUCUACUUUCUCAUCAACAUCGCGCUGAACAUUCCCAACGGCGGCAUGAUUACUUUCAACAGCAUUAUUGUGCAGUCCCUUGGUUUCAGUUUGACGAAGACCACCCUUCUCGGUAUCCCGACAGGUAUCAUUUCGUGGAUCUCCUCACUCGUUUUUGGGUACUGUGCUGUCAAAACGGGUCAGCGCUGCUACUCAGCUGUGGCAUCCUGCUUGAUCCCCUUCAUCGGCACUAUUCUGCUCUACAAGAUCCCGCGAACCAACACUGGUGGAUCCUUGGCUUCUCUGUAUUUGGUCUACUUCUACUGGGGCCCUUAUAUUAUUAUGAUGGGCGCCGUGUACGCCAACACUGCCGGCCACACCAAGAAGAUGAUCGUUUAUGCAAUCGGUGAGCAGCGGUCGCGGACCCAGCUGACGACAGCCUACAUUGGUUACUGCGUUGGUAACAUUGUAGGCCCACAGACAUUCAAGGCAAAACAGGCUCCACAAUACACUGGUGGUAUCAUCGCAAUGCUCUCCUGUUACGGUUGUGCCAUCGUCUUGAUUUUCAUCUACCGCAUGUACCUUGUCCACCUCAACCGUGACAAAGAAGGACAAAAGCCCGAACCACAGGACCUAGGCCCUCAGGACGCGUCGGCAGAAAUUGACCAAUGGCAGGAUCUUACAGAUUUGAAGAACCCUCGCUUUAUAUACAAGUUGUAA
Molecule: messenger RNA, 1623 nt
Organism: Apiotrichum porosum
Lineage: Eukaryota; Fungi; Basidiomycota; Tremellomycetes; Trichosporonales; Trichosporonaceae
Exons: 12
Coding region: 1-1623 (540 amino acids)
Biological process (GO): transmembrane transport
Cellular component (GO): membrane
Molecular function (GO): transmembrane transporter activity
Source: RefSeq, a predicted model, not a curated record